AUGGGGCCUAUUCUCACUCUUACCUCUCCCCCUCUGUGCUUCCGCCCUCACCUGUCUCCUGCCGUACCUCCUCUCCUACCCUUGCCUUCCCUGCUCUCCGCUCCUUUCGCUGCCCAUUCCUCCCCUUGCACCUCUCCUACUUGCCGUUGGACCUCCCCUCUUCUCCGCCCCUCUGCUUGGAUUCCGCUGUCCCAUCAACGUCGCCGCUCUUGUGCCGUUGUCACCUCUGGUAUUGGUUCUCUGGCCUCUGUCUUCAGUGUGA
Messenger RNA from Closterium sp. Naga37s-1, 262 nucleotides. The record is from the annotation of a GenBank genome assembly. Lineage: Eukaryota; Viridiplantae; Streptophyta; Zygnematophyceae; Desmidiales; Closteriaceae.